This is a messenger RNA of Gaeumannomyces tritici R3-111a-1, 969 nucleotides long. RefSeq lists its product as hypothetical. The record is from RefSeq and is a predicted model, not a curated record. Bases 1 to 969 code for a protein of 322 amino acids. NCBI's taxonomy places the organism in Eukaryota, Fungi, Ascomycota, Sordariomycetes, Magnaporthales, Magnaporthaceae. The transcript has a single exon.
AUGAAGCUGCGGCACAUGCUGCAGGUCGCCGUGUGCGCGCGCGUGCGCGACCACGAGAUGCCCCUCGCGGGGCUCUCGCGCGACAUGGCCGCGGUCCCGUGCGGAGGCGGCGGGGACGGGGGCGCGGGGCAGGAGGAGGACGAGCAGCACCAGCAGCAGCACCCCAUGCGCGGCGUGUGGCAGGAGAUGCUCCACGCGACCCAGGACCACGGGCGGUGGCUGGCGGCCGUGGCCGAGACCUACCACUACGCGUACAGCGCGGGGUCGGUCGAGGCCGACGCCGACGUCAGGGCCCUGACCGGGGCGCUGCUGGGUGGUGGCGGCGGCGGCGACCAGCAACCUGGUCAGGGUCACGGCGGCGGCGGCGGGCUGGCGGCCACCGAGGAGGAGCGCAAGCUCUUCCUGCUCGAGGCCGAGGACGUCCGGGCGCUGCGGCUGGCCCUGGACGCGCAGGAGGCGCACGGGCAACGCAAGUGGCGGCCGGCGGCCGAGUACGCGCGCGCCUUUGCGCGCACGCCCGUCGGCGCGGCGCUGCUCGCGCCCGGGAGCGGGAGGAAGGGGGAGGAAGAGGAGGAGGAAGCGGCGAUGACUGCGGCGGCAACCGCAACAACGGUGGGGCCCUCGCCCUUACAGCAGCAUCAGGUGCAGCAGCAGGGGCACCGCCGCGGCCGCGGCGGCAGCGAUGCCGUCGUCGGCUUCGCCCCCGCCCCCGCGUUCGUGCAGCCGCCGAACCACGGGGCGCUGACCAGCUGGAAGAGGAGCUGCCUCCUGGCCGACCUGCGCGAGCGGGCGGUGCGGGAGCGGCUCCGCUACAGGGGCGAGGGGGACCGCCUCUUCGACAUCCCCCGCGGUGACCCGGAGCCCCGCCAUUUGAUGGCGUCGAGGGUGACGGGCGCCCAGAGGGAGAUCGUCUGUGGGGUGGUCUGCCCUCCGGGUUGGCCGCCGUUGCCCGACCGCUUCCGGGGGUAG